Messenger RNA from Grammomys surdaster, 426 nucleotides. Its product is annotated as cystatin-S-like. Bases 1 to 426 code for a protein of 141 amino acids. The record is from RefSeq and is a predicted model, not a curated record. NCBI's taxonomy places the organism in Eukaryota, Metazoa, Chordata, Mammalia, Rodentia, Muridae. The transcript is spliced from 3 exons. Gene Ontology annotation, molecular function: cysteine-type endopeptidase inhibitor activity.
AUGGCUUGCCAGCUCCAUGCACAACUAAUUCUGCUGACCACCUUCAUACUAGUUCUGAAUCUGAGACUUUACCCUGUCCUAGGUCACAAUUUGGGUGAUACAGAGAAAUCUAGUAUGGAAGAGGAAGGAGCCCCAGAAGCACUGAAUGCAGCUGUCAUGAUGUACAAUGAAAACAAGAGUGACUUGUACCUGAGACAUGUGGUAGAAGUGAAGAAUGUCAGAAAGCAUAUGGUGGCUAGAAAGAACUUGUUUUUUGAUGUGAUCCUAGGAAAAACAACAUGUAUGAAGACCCAGGCUGACUUGACCAACUGUCUCUUAAAUGAUCAGACUGACCAACAAGAGCAUGAAUUCUGCUCUUUUGAGGUCCUACUCUCGUACAUGGAGACUUAUACUGUCCUGAUGAACUCCAGUUGUCACAGAAUCUAA